CCUGCCCCGCGCGUGCGCACUGCGGUUCUGCGCUUGUCAUCAUGGCGACGCGGGGCCAUGUGCAGGACCCUAACGACAGGCGCCUCCGGCCCAUUUACGAUUAUCUUGAUAAUGGUAAUAAUAAAAUGGCAAUUCAACAAGCAGAUAAAUUGUUGAAGAAACAUAAGGAUCUUCAUUGUGCUAAGGUUUUAAAGGCAAUUGGUUUACAGAGAACUGGAAAGCAAGAGGAAGCCUUUACCUUGGCACAGGAGGUGGCGGCCCUUGAACCCACAGAUGACAACUCGCUACAGGCACUGACUAUUCUUUACCGGGAGAUGCAUCGACCGGAGUUAGUUACAAAACUCUAUGAGGCAGCUGUGAAGAAAGUUCCCAAUAGUGAGGAGUAUCACUCUCACCUCUUCAUGGCUUAUGCCAGAGUGGGCGAAUAUAAGAAAAUGCAACAGGCUGGCAUGGCUCUAUAUAAAAUUGUCCCCAAAAACCCUUAUUACUUUUGGUCUGUGAUGAGCUUAAUUAUGCAAUCUAUAUCGGCACAGGAUGAAAACCUCUCAAAAACGAUGUUUUUGCCCCUUGCUGAAAGAAUGGUAGAAAAAAUGGUGAAAGAAGACAAGAUAGAGGCCGAGGCUGAAGUUGAACUUUAUUAUAUGAUCUUGGAACGUUUGGGAAAGUACCAGGAAGCCUUGGAUGUUAUCAGAGGAAAAUUAGGAGAGAAGUUGACGAGCGAGAUUCAGAGUCGGGAAAAUAAAUGCAUGGCUAUGUAUAAGAAGCUGAGCAGGUGGCCAGAGUGCAAUGCCCUUUCCAGGCGCCUCUUACUGAAAAACUCAGAUGACUGGCAGUUCUAUCUGACUUAUUUCGAUUCUGUCUUUCGACUGAUUGAAGAGGCAUGGACUCCUCCUGCUGAAGGUGAACACUCUUUAGAAGGAGAAGUGCAUUAUUCUGCAGAAGAAGCUGUGAAGUUUAUAGAAGAUCGGAUAACAGAAGAAUCUAAAAGUUCCCGCCAUCUCCGAGGACCACAUCUUGCUAAACUUGAACUGAUUAGACGUUUAAGACGUCAAGGUUUUAAUGAUGAGUACAAAUUGGGUGAUCCAGAAGAAUUAAUGUUCCAGUAUUUUAAAAGGUUUGGGGAUAAACCUUGUUGUUUUACAGACCUCAAGGUGUUUGUUGACCUGCUACCUGCUACACAGUGUACAAAAUUUAUUAAUCAGUUACUUGGAGUUGUUCCUUUGUCGACACCAACCGAGGAGAAGCUGGCGCUGCCUGCGGACAUCAGAGCUCUGCAGCAGCAUCUGUGUGUCGUGCAGCUGACGAGGCUGCUCGGCCUGUACCACACUAUGGAUAAAAACCAGAAGCUGAGUGUGGUCAGAGAAUUGAUGCUAAGGUAUCAGCACGGACUAGAAUUUGGGAAAUCCUGUUUGAAAACCGAAUUGCAGUUUUCAGACUAUUACUGUCUCCUUGCUGUCCAUGUGCUUAUUGAUAUAUGGAGAGAAACAGGUGACGAGACUGCUGUGUGGCAGGCCCUGACUUUGCUGGAAGAAGGUUUAACCCACAGCCCUUCCAAUGCUCAAUUCAAGUUGCUGCUUGUUCGAAUCUACUGUGUGCUGGGGGCGUUUGAACCAGUGGUGGAUCUCUACUCCAGCCUUGAUGCUAAGCAUAUCCAGCAUGACACCAUUGGCUAUCUUUUGACUCGAUAUGCCGAAUCCCUAGGUCAGUACGCUGCUGCAUCCCAAUCCUGUAACUUCGCACUCAGGUUUUUCCACUCCAACCAGAAAGAUACCUCAGAAUAUAUUAUUCAAGCUUACAAAUAUGGUGCAUUUGAGAAGAUCCCAGAGUUUAUCGCUUUUAGGAACAGGCUGAAUAAUUCUCUUCAUUUUGCACAAGUCCGUACUGAACGGAUGUUGUUAGACCUUCUACUUGAAGCAAAUAUAUCAACCAGUUUAGCAGAAAGUAUAAAAUCAAUGAAUCUUCAGCCAGAAGAAGAUGACAUUCCAUGGGAAGCCUUGAGAGACAACAGAGACUUAAAUGUUUUCUUCAGCUGGGAUCCAAAAGACAGGGAUGUUUCUGAAGAACAUAAGAAACUUUCCUUGGAGGAAGAGACCAUGUGGUUAAGAAUCCGUUCCUUAACAUUGAGGCUGAUUAGUGGACUUCCAAGUCUGAACCAUCCCAUGGAGCCAAGGAACUCAGAAAAGACCACUGAGAAUGGCGUGUCCUCCCGGAUUGAUAUUCUUCGUUUACUCCUUCAACAGCUGGAGGUGGCCCUGGAGACGGGAAAGCGAUUCAUUGAGAAGGAAGUUCAGUAUCCUUUCCUUGGUCCUGUACCUACCAGAAUGGCUGGAUUCUUUAGUUCUGGCUGUUCUCAGUGUCAGACCAGUUCUUUUUAUCUUGUUAGUGAUAUUUAUGAGCUGGACACCAGUGGUUUAGAGGAUACAGUGGAGAUCCAGGAGAGAGUAGAGAAUAGUCUAAAGUCUUUACUAGAACAAUUAAAAGAUGUCUUCAGUAGAUGUAAAGGUGACCUCUUAGAAGUUAAAGAUGGUAAUUUGAAAACACGACCUGCUCUUUUAGAGAACCUAGUCUUCUUUGUUGAGACUAUUUCUAUUAUCCUUUGGGUGUCCAGUUACUGUGAGAGUGUCCUGCGACCAUACAAAUUAAAUUUACAGAAAAAGAAAAAGAAGAAAAAAGAAACCAGCAUCAUCAUGCCACCUGUCUUCACCAGUUUCCAAGACUAUGUUACUGGGCUUCAGACUUUAAUUUCCAACGUUGUGGAUCAUAUUAAAGGGCUUGAAACACAUCUAAUUGCACUUAAACUUGAAGAACUUAUUUUAGAAGAUACUUCUCUCUCACUGGAAGAGAGAAAAUUUUCAAAGACUGUGCAAGGGAAGGUGCAGAGCAGUUAUCUACACUCACUUCUGGAAAUCGGAGAGCUGCUGAAAAAAAGACUGGAGACCACAAAGAAACUAAAAAUUUAAGGAAGUGGGAACCAGAGGCACCAGUGACUCUACACUAGAAAAUGAUAUCAUCUUCCCAGGCAAAAGCUCCAUCUGGUUGACCAUCAUUUUAAUCCAGAACUUCCUCAUAAAAUGCAUGAAGGACUUUGAUUGUGAAUUAAUUUUUUAGGUAUUAAAUGUAUACAAUUGAUUAAAUUAUUGUAUAUAAAUCAGAAGCAGGACCCUCAUCUGGGUUUGACCACUUUUUAUACAUGUUCAUAUGCAUAUGGCAGCCACAAGAGAACCCCACUUUUCUUCUUUCUUCCCAUCACCAGAAACAUCUGGUGGGUAGGUGGGGGUCCUAUAAAAGCAGCAAUAGAAGUUAAGCAUAAAGCAUUGACCUCAGAGCAGCUGAAUGGCCCUACCAUUAUCAUAGUGGGUGUUUGGUCUGGUCCUUGAGCCUUAGGAAGCAGAAUGCAGAAGUAGUGGGACCAUGACUGGGAGCAGGCCCUCUUUCCACAUUA
Molecule: messenger RNA, 3442 nt
Organism: Lontra canadensis (Northern American river otter)
Lineage: Eukaryota; Metazoa; Chordata; Mammalia; Carnivora; Mustelidae
Gene: NAA25
Product: N-alpha-acetyltransferase 25, NatB auxiliary subunit
Exons: 24
Coding region: 42-2960 (972 amino acids)
Biological process (GO): N-terminal peptidyl-methionine acetylation
Cellular component (GO): NatB complex; cytoplasm
Molecular function (GO): protein-N-terminal amino-acid acetyltransferase activity; protein binding
Source: RefSeq, a predicted model, not a curated record